Myxozyma melibiosi is the source of this 1946-nucleotide messenger RNA. RefSeq lists its product as uncharacterized. Lineage: Eukaryota; Fungi; Ascomycota; Lipomycetes; Lipomycetales; Lipomycetaceae. Gene Ontology annotation, molecular function: ubiquitin-protein transferase activity. The record is from RefSeq and is a predicted model, not a curated record. Gene Ontology annotation, cellular component: SUMO-targeted ubiquitin ligase complex. Bases 320 to 1756 code for a protein of 478 amino acids. The transcript has 2 exons.
UUCUUCUCUUUUUUUUUUUUUUGUUAUACGGCGGGACUGAGUGGGACAUAACCUUCACUGUCUUUUUCUUUGUUGGUAAUUGCGGUGGACGAGAUAGCUUUGGAUAUUAUUACACAUAUCUCAGACGAUCUGGGAAAACGGCAAGGAACGUCAUCUAUGACAUCUCAGUCUUGAAUCUCAGUCGUUCCGCCUCCUCUCUCUCUUUCUCUACAUAUCUUGACCCCCACUACUUCUUCCACCACUUACCGCGACUUUUGAUAUACAACAAUCUACAGAACAUUCAACUCAAACCGAAUCAGCUUAUCUUUAUCUUGGUUAAAUGGACGGGGUGAUAGAUCUCGACAGCGUGGAUUUACCGCCAGCGAUCCCUUCGUCAUAUCCGCACCUUGCUCCCCUAGACCGCGACGGCCUGCGCAGAAUCGACGGCGCGAUCUCGACAACCGACGGUAUCUCUCCCCGCGGCAUGUCUACCACCACAACUACUACCCCCACCACAGCAAGACGGCGAGCAGGGCGCGCAGCAAGACCGGCAGUCCCGCCGCCGGACGCAGCCGACAUCAUCGACAUCGACGAGAUCCCGGAUCCACCGCAACACCAGACCAGGGACGACAUCGCCGAAGUUAGCAGGACGAUGGAGAUCUUUGGCUGCAGCGAGACCGCUGCUCGCAGACUUAUGGGGCGGGGAUAUCCCGUGUCUGACGCACCGGUACCGGACGACGCGGCGACGAGUACGCGGGCUGCUGCUGCAGCGGCGCGAAGGGGGGAUGGGGAUGCGGUCAGGACUGUGCGCGUCGGUGGCGGAAUCGGCGACAAUCUGCACUCGCGACUCGCCAUCAUCCGGCGCGACGCGGUCCCCCCAUCCCAGCGCCAAACCCGCAGCACCACAAGCAUCAACACAAACAGUCCAAACCAUCCCCGGAGGCCGGCACAAACCGCACCAGAGUGGCCGUCCGCCGCGCUCUUUGAGCGACGAAUCUACGAAGGACUGCGCACGAUCGACCUUGCGCGCGCCUCGCGCCGAGUAGUUCCGAUCGCGUCGAUGCGCUACCGCGUCGGCGACCCUGCGAUGUCGCGGCGCGCACACAGAUACGCCGGCCACAGCCACAGCCAUCACCAUCACCACCCGCUGCCGCUGUCGGACGAGGAACUGCUUAUGCUUGGCGGUCUGUUUGACGAGCAUCCGCCGGAGGACUUUGUCGAGCCUGAACUGCACUACGGCGGCGGCCGGCUCGAUGUGCCGAUUCGACACCGCGACGGGCGGGAGUUCACGUACGGGCAGUUGAUGCAGGAGAUCGACCCGCUUGUCGACGACGAGAUAAUAAGGCUGAUGAGAGACCGAAGCAGAAGCAGAAGCACCAACCACGCCGAAAUCAAGCGGGCGCCGACGGUGCCGCCUGCGAGCAAGCAUUUCACGCGAAUGGUGCGGGCAGGGCGGAAACUGCGCUGCGCAGAGUGCGAGUGGGAACUAGGCGCGCCGUCGCAGGAGUUUGCGGAGGCGGCCAAGGCGGUGAAGGAGUACAACGAAGUGCCAGAGGCGGAGAGGAUCGGGACCGCGCCGAAGAUGCCGCAGGGGGUGGACGCGCAGCGCAAGAUGUUUGCGGGGAAGUGCGGGCAUGUGUACUGCGGAGGGUGUAUGAAGAAACACCGGACGCUCAUCCGGCGGCCGAGGAAGGACGGGGCGAGCGGGGCGUGUGUGGUGGAGGGGUGUAAUACGAAUAUCAGUGGGCCGAGGGCGAUGAUAGAGAUGUUUUGCUGAGCUGGGGGCAGCGAGGGUGCAUUCGUGAGGUCUAUGUAUUUUUUCACUAUUUUUUACCAUUUAUUUCUUGGUUAUGUUAUGUGGCAUUAUGUGCGUUUGAUUUAGUGUACAGUGUUUCCUAAACCGAAUCAUUCAUCAAUUGUAAAUAAAGCAGACUAUUUCUGCUCCAGGAAACCCAGGUCGAGGACGA